Messenger RNA from Rhopalosiphum padi (bird cherry-oat aphid), 4121 nucleotides. RefSeq lists its product as uncharacterized. NCBI's taxonomy places the organism in Eukaryota, Metazoa, Arthropoda, Insecta, Hemiptera, Aphididae. The transcript has 7 exons. The coding region runs from base 381 to 2564 and encodes 727 amino acids. The record is from RefSeq and is a predicted model, not a curated record.
UGAAAUGUUUUAUGACAGAUAAACAGGAACGUCUGGAAGAUAAUAAUAUUAUAAGUUAUAACAAAAGAGAAAUAUUUGUUAUGAGUGUUAUGACUUAUACAGCUGUUUACUAUUUAAUGACCAAUGCAAACGCAUUAAAAAUAUAUUAUCUAAACGACUUGUAUUAGGCAUUAGCACAGAGUAAAUUCUAUGGUACAAGUACAUAAAAUAUCAAUGUACAUUAGUCUAUGGCCUGUACCUGUAAUGGUGUGAUAUUGUUUGCUAUUUCUUUAGAUUUUUUUCGCUUUAGGACAUAAGAACCUACAUUGAAAUUUUUAUUGUACAGUUCAUGUUUUUUGAUUUAUAAUUGGCAAAUUCGUGAUUUGGUAGUGUACUGAAAAAUGGCUGGAUAUAUUGAACACUUGUCUGAUGAGAUGGGCAGUCUGUCAAUCAAUGACCACUGGAAUGAACUUGGAUUGGAUGAAAAUAUUCGGACACAGUUAAAGGAAAUCGAAAAUGAUUAUGAAAGCAUUUUUUCAUGGAACAUCCAACAAUUAACUGGAUGUAAUCAAAAUCUUAUGAGUAAUCGCAUUGAAAAGGUUCGAGAAAAGUUAGAAAUGAUCAUUGACAAGGAAGACGAAUACAAUUUUAACAGAUUUUAUUUACAACUAAUUGUUAGUUAUGAACUUUACAUUAGUAAAAGUUACGAGGAAUCGUAUGUGGAAAUUGAAAACAUUGUUAAAUUUAUGAAAUCAUGUAAAUUUGAUGAGUCAAACAGACAAUACUCUGAUGCUUAUUACCAUAUUGCUCAUACCACCCAUGUUUAUAUUGCAUUAUCAUUGAAAAUUGAUUCAGAAAAGUUAUUAAAGAAUGUUAAAGAAAUCAAUAGUUUUAAUCAAGUGGAGAAAGCUGCAGUUUGUGCGGUUAAAGCUAGAAUUUUUAUGGAGUAUCCGCCUAAAGGAAAUGAUAUAGCUUUAAAAUUUGCUGAUCAAGCUCGAACCCUUCAUUCUACUGAACCUAAAUGGAUAGUAAUUUGGCUAAAAGCUAAAGGACGAGUAAGACGUUAUUAUGAACAAUUUUCAAUGCCAGGGAAUGUGGAAUUGGAUGCUGCAGAAAUAUUAUGCUCUUCAAAAACUAAUGCUCAACUUUUAAUUCAAGCUUCUAAAGUUUACAUGGAAGCAGCUUUUGUUAAUAAAUUAAAAAAUAACCCAGAAGAAUCAAAAAAAUAUUAUAAGCUUUCGUCUGAUAUUACUAAAAAAUCAGUCGAAUUAGCCAAAGAUGAUACAAAACAGCUUUAUUCUUGUUUACUGACAUGUAUUAAUUAUCCUAAAGAGUUAUUGUCAAAAUCUAUGAUAGACAAUUUAAUUGCAAAACUGACAAAAGUUAAAAAUAGCCGUGUGGAUGAAGUUUUAGGCAAAUAUUAUUUAAAAAACGAAAAGGAUUAUGAAAAAGCAAAAAUGCAUUUGUCUCGUGGAAUGGCUGCUGGUCACUUUAGUAGUUCAUUGCAGUUAGUAAAAGUAGAAUGCCUAUUACAACCUGUCGAUAAAUUUCCUUUUGUUCAAACAUUAAACAUGAUGUAUGAUGUUUAUCCGAGUCCAAAAAGGAGGCUUAUUAUUUUAUCACAAAUAUUGUUAUAUUACAAUUACUGUGAAAAUAAUCCUAAAGAAAUUAUGCGCUACUUAAAAAUGUAUAUUGACCAAGACAUUGAAGAUGCAUUGAAAAAACGUCAUUUAAUUUUUACUUUUCCAUUGUUCAAGAUAAAUGGAUUUAAACCAAAACAAUUUCUGAAUGUUCUAUCUAUAAAAAUAAAAGAAUUAGUGAACAAUAAUAAUUGGAGUUUAGAAGAAAAAAAGAUAAUAGAUGAUACAUUUGAUCGGUUCAAUAAGAUAUCAAAAUUGAAUAUUUAUGAUAGUCGUUUUAAUGAUGAUAAUAAAACUGCUUUCCACAAUAAAAAUAAUGCCAAAAUGUACCCUAAUAAUAAACCAUAUAAUAAUAAUAAUAGAGAAAAAAAUGAAUCUUGGCGAAAACAGAAGGUUGAUUCGUCGUCACAAAAUGAGUCUAAUAAUAUUCAUCAACGCCAAUUUGCUUCAAAAUAUGUUAAUCAAAAGAUUUCUUUAGAAAAACAUGGUGCUCGAGUUGUAGAACCAAUAACAAAUCAACACAAAGAAAUGUAUAAUAGUUUUGAAUUACCUGUAAAAAUCCCUAAUGAGUCAAUGAAGAGUUUAAAUAAUUCAGAUAGUAUUGAGAUAAAGCAAAAAAAGUUUGAAAACAAAUUUAGUUCCUUGGGCAAUUUACAUGUUGUGUCAUUAGAACAAAACUCUAUCAAAAGACCAUUUAGUAGUAGGAUAUAUGAUAAAAAUGGUAACAGAUAUGGUGAUUCUAAACCAAAUUGGCGAAAUCAGCAAAAUAUUUCUCAGAACCAAAACAGCUUUGAAAUAUUUCACAACCAUGGAAUUAAUUCUAAACGCUCUCAAGGAUAUAAAAAUGAAUCCCUGAAAAAUCAAGAAGCUAGAAAGCCAACACAUGCAUCUGGAAAUCAUUCAUUAUCUGGCGGGUCACACAAAGAUAUUGAUGAUUUAGUUUGAGUUAAAUGUAUGAUUCAAAACUAGAAUUGAUAUCAACAUUUGCAUAUCAUUGAUUUACAUUUUAUUUAAACUAUAAUCAUACAACUCGUGUACCUACUAUUUUUUCUAUAUUAUAAUCUAUAUAUUAUUAAGAGGAUGUCAGCGCACUGUUUGUUUUCUCUCUUAAUCCCACGCGCAACAUAGACAAUACGCAUUUUAUCUAAGUAGAACUCGCUCAAUUUUGGUUCUAGAGUAAAUAUACUUAUUAUAAAAUUAAAUUUUGACAAUAUUUCUGAGUACACUACGAUGAGUUUUUUCCAUUAUUCCCAAUACAACGUUAAUUAUAUCGUUUGAAAUAGCUAUAAGUUACAACAUUUUUAAAUAACCUUUAACUUUUCAAAAUUUUAAUUUUUUUUAAAAAACUCAUCGUCUUAUACUCAGAAAUAUUGUCAAAAUUUAAUUUUGUAAUAGUUAUAUUUACUCUAGAACCAAAAUUAAGUGAGUUCUACUCAGACUGUGUAAAUGCGUUUUGUCUAUGUUGCACGUGGGCUAGAGAGAGAAAACAAACAGUGCGCUGACAUCCUCUUAUAUUAAUUAACUUUUAAUUUUAUCACCUAUGUUAUUUGUGAAUUUUUAUGUGUUAUUAACUAGCUAUACUAAGAUUAUGAAUGGAUCAUUAUUAAAUUGAAAUUAUUUACAUUUUUUAACAAUUAAAUAAGAUUUUUUAAAAAAAAUGUUUCAUACUAAGUUUCCUUAAAAUGGUAAUUAUAAAACUUUAAUUAUUUCAUAAGAAUAAUCCUAACGCUUAAUAUUUAACAAUAACUGUUUAUAUUUUAAAUUUUAUAAUCUGAAGCAGAAUAAAGAUAAUAAGAGCAGUAGAAUAGUAGUGAAUUAAAAAUGUUGAUAGGAUUUAUGCCCAUAUAACAUGCCAGUUGAUAAGUCACUUAGUCAUUGAUUAAAAAAAAACUUGUUUGUACAAUAUUCAUAUAUAACUACAUUAAAAGAAGUAUUCUGCUUUGGAUUAUAAUACUAAAAUUAUAAAUCAUAUAAUUUCUCAAAAUAAUAAAUAAUAUGAUAAAAUGUAAAAAUAAAUUUUUCUAAAAUUCAGAGUACUUUAAACUAUUUAUAAGUCAAAGGACAUAUAUUAAUUUAGUAAUUAGUAUAUUUAUAUUAUAUAUUAAUGAUGCCACUAUAUAGAAUGAAUCACUAUGUGUGUUAAUUUGUAUUGGUAAGGAAAAUAUACAUAAGUACUAAUCACUAAUUAGUAUAACUCAAUUGUUUAUAUAAAAUUGCUUGGUAUUUUUUUUUUGUCCAAUUUAAUAAGUGAAACUUCCAAUUGACGGUUACUGAAAGGACCAUAAAUAAAAAAAUAUCAAACAAUUUUAUAUAAAUAUGUUUAUGUACAGACGUACAGUUCAUUUUUAGCCUAUUGGGAAAUUUUAAAAAGAGGUCCUACAUGGAAAAAAAACUGUAGCUUCAAUGACAUCUAUAACUAAUUAAAUACAAUGUUUACUGUAUUUACCUAAUUACAAAAAAAAAAAAUUUUCGAGAAGAAAAAUAAAAAAACAAAAGCAUAAA